This is a messenger RNA of Neolamprologus brichardi, 1113 nucleotides long. The record is from RefSeq and is a predicted model, not a curated record. Lineage: Eukaryota; Metazoa; Chordata; Actinopteri; Cichliformes; Cichlidae.
AUGGGAGCAGAGAGUAGAUCAAAGCUGAAGAAUGACACUGCUAAUGAAGCAGCAUGGAGUCAAUUAAACUCUUCACUAUACUGUAGUGAUAACAAGAUGAAGCUGAAGGCCAUGGGGCCUGGUGCUGCUGAUCUACAACUGCACAUAGAAAAUGCACAACCCUUACCACUGAAGCACGUGCCUGAAAGCUGUGGUUUCUCAAUGCAGCAGAACGCACUGGGACUAGUUUUAAAUGUCCCUUAUAAUGCCUGCAGUGUGCUAACAGGGAAUGGAAGAUAUGUGUUGCCAAUGAAUUGGCGGGGGAUGGCAGUUAAAUUCAUCUGCCCAGUUCAACAGUCCAGGAAAUUUCCUUUCUCUCUCAGGCCAUGGCACUUCCAUCGCUCAAGACGACAAGCAAAACAGCCCUAUUAUCCUAAACUAUAUAAUUCCUACUGGUAUAACUAUUACAUGCAUAUGAUGGCACCAGGUGCUAAGACUAACCCAACUACCACUCGCCCUCACACAAAGCCACCUGGAUAUUCAUACCCUCUGUACUACCCAUAUAACUUUUAUUACUCCUACUUUCUCCCAGUGAAGACCACUGUGCCACCAGCUACAACCACUGUGGCACCACCUAUGACUGUUAGACCUAGCGGCAACAAAAUUCCUUCCAAGAGCCCUGCCUAUUACCCGCCACAUUUUCCUAAUAUGCACUACCUUCCACCAGUCCAACAGUUGCAAAUGAUCCCUGACAAAACUCAGGUUUACUACUACAACCCGGAGACUGAAUAUUUCUAUGGAAAGCCUUCAUACCAACAAAAACCAAAUUUGCCAAAGCAACCUACUUGGUCUCAAUUUACCCCAGUUGCUAUGCCAGGUUACCCAGCUUCCCCUGUGAAACUGAGUUACCCAAGCCCUGUCAGCCCAGAAACCUCUGCAGCCCCUAUAGCACCAUAUGUUCCAUUUGACAAGCUCCCCUUUGAGCCAUAUGUUGUAUACAAGGCUAAGAAACUCCCUGAUGACCAGAAGUACAUGGCCAAAGCAGGUUUUAAAUCUAGUUUCCAAACACAUUCAGGCUUCCCUUUGCAAACUGCGUCCAGGUUUCCUCAGUACAGAGGUCAAGGAGGUCCCUGA